AUGCAGAAGCUUCUGAGCAAAUGUUUAAGUGGCAACAACUCGGACAAUGAAACCAUUGGGGAGGAAGGACUUUUAAAAACAUGUAAGAUUGUAAUAGGCUUGGGAAACAACCUAGAUGAGGUAAACUGUAUGAACAUUGAACAGGUAGACAAUGACUUCUUGUGUGGGUUUGAACAUUACGCGAAGAAAAACUCCACAGAAGCCAUACGAAUGAGUAGACUGAACGGAAGCACACAAACAUAUAUCUCUAACCUGAAUGAAUACUGUGAGAACCAUUUUAAUGAAAUGUUUAACAUAGAGUAUGUAGAUUUUUCGUUAUCAUUUUACGAAGUCAUUUUUUUAAACUUCUUCAGUUCGUUCAACCAAAAGGAAGGGAGAAAAAAAAAAGAAAAAACAUUAUGGGAAGAUAACAUAUACGUAAUGAACAGAUUUUACCAAAAAAUGAAAACUCAAAAGUAUGUUCUGCUUCAUAAAGCUAAUUCAAUUCCUCAUAAGAAGAAGAAGAAAAAAAAUGUAAAUUACAAAAAUGGGGAUGCAUUCCUGUGUAGUGACAACAUGAUUGCCAUUGCCGAUGGAGUUUCUUCCAUUAAAAAUAGUGGAAUAAAUGUAGGCAAUUUUUCAAAUGAGCUUUUGAAAAAAUGCUUAAAUUUAUAUCUACACAGGUGUGUCAACAGUGCACUAUUUGAGGAACAAAAUCGGGUCGUCUUCGAUCAGUACAGUAUAAAACAUAAGGAAGAGGAAGUGCUUAAGCCAAUUGUAUGUAGAAGCGCGUGCUCGUCUAACUUUUUAGGAGCCUCCACACUAUUGCUCUCAUCUGUAGAGAAUGAAAAGCUGCACAUUUGCACAAUUGGAGAUUGCCAAAUGUUGAUACUACGAUUUAGGAAGAAUUGUCUCCCAGAUAAACGCAUCCGAGCGGUGCAGAGCAACAUGGGAGACAAUCAACUUUUGGGAAAUUCUUCCAAGCGGGAAAGUGCUUUCGAGGACACGCUGCAAGAUGGUACUUAUGCAGAUAUGUGUAAUGACCCCCCCGAUGAGGAGACAAUUGGGGACCCCUUAGAUGCAACUGAGCAGGGUUUUAAAUCGAAGAGGUAUAACUUGCGAAGAGGACCCCCUCUUAGUACACCCCAUGUGGGCAAUAGCAAAAAUGUUGCUCCUGACCACAGCGCGAAGGGGGGCAAAUUCAAGCUAAAAGGGCUGUAUGCACAGAGGAAGGAGCUUUACAAAAAAGACCUCUUUAGAGAGGGAAGAGGCGGUAAAACUGAGCCGCACGACUGCAAGUUUGUUACAUUAUACAUGGAAGAGGUACUGACUGGAAAUACGUGUGAACAAUUUGAAGCGUACUUGGCUUAUAAAAAUUACAAAAUAGGAAAUUUAACCUUUGUCGUGAAGGAGGAAGAGGAUUGUCCCCCUGGAGCUACACUCUCUGACACAAUUACGGGUAAUUCUAAUACAAAGACGGCAGGUCUCCCAGGCGAGAAAUAUUCUCACACGACCGAGAGUGACUGGUACGAAAAUGAAAACCAGCCACUUUCGACAAUGAGCACCAUGGAUGAGAGUGGGUAUAGAAAUUUGCUGCGUUUUUUUGACAUAGAUAGGACAGACAUUUCGGCCCUUGACAGGGGGGAGGAUUACCCAAUGUGUGUUGAGGAAAGACCCACAGAGGGGAAUAACCACCUCGAAAUGGAAACCGCCAUGAACAGAAGCUGGAGUGAAGAAAACAGCCAAAAGGGUGCCCCAAUUAACCAUUUUAAUAACUACCGAUUUAGGUGUUACGACGCGCAUAAGAAGCACUUUGAUAUAAUUUACAAGUCGAAAGUGCAGCAACAUUAUUUUAACUGUCCUUUCCAAAUAACGUUCAUGCCUUCUACUCUGGGAGGUCGCGUGGAGAGGAAAGCGUCCAAUGGGGGAACAUAUGCAAACAAGCUGGACCAAGGCAGUAGGGUUAAAAUGAGCACAUAUAACGACAUCAUUUCAAAGUGCAUCAGGUACUGCGAAUACGCCACGGCUGACAUAAAAAAUAAUGACAUAAUUGUAAGUGGAAGUGAUGGACUGUUCGACAAUUUGUACGAUGAUGACAUUAUGGAAAUUUUGUUCAAUAACUUCUAUACAGUUAAGAGCAACGAAUUUGUCCAACUGAAGGAAGUUUACAACUUUUACGAUGAGUGUAACAGUGUAUUACGCAAGGUGAAGGACAUCAUUUCGGGAGACUGGCACAAGGGGGAAAAUCCGGAACGCACAUUUUCUGCUGCGAUAAAUCAGUCUUCCGAUGUGGAUGUUAAUACGGACCACGGGGAGGAGCUCAAAGGGGAAGAUAAACCCAAUGCGGUGGAUGGUGAGUCACCCGGUACUCACCGUUCUGAGGGGAAUAAUAAAGGAAAGAUGACAAUGAAGGGGAGGGUGAACAAAUCGGAGAUCAUCCCAGAUGGAAAACAAAGCGCAGCAGAUGGUGAAAUGGAUGGAAGGGGGGGAAAUACGGACCUGUUAUCAGGAAAGAUCAACUCCUUCGAUUACACACGUGGACGACGAAAUAAGACAAACGCCAGUGAGAACAACUUGGAUGAACAAAGGAAGAAAGAGAAGGAACGAAGUUACUUCUUCAGCAAAAAGUAUAAGAGCAAUAUAAGCACGGCUAUGCUUCGGUUGAAAUUUCCCUCUAAAAUAAAGAGCAUGUUCUCGAUGAGGUCGAAGGGGGGGAAAAGCGAAAUAGGCGAAUCAGACCGGGGAAAGGACCUCACAAAGGCGGACAAAAAUAGAAACAAAGAGCAACACCGUGAAACGGGGCCAAAACGAAAUUUACAUGAAGUUAAAAAGGGUGCAAAUAACCUCCUUGUCCAGAAAAAAGAAAUUGAUUACGAAGGCAACAGCAGUUAUUCUGGACAUUCCUUGGGGUCAUUAAAUCGAAAGAACCUCAAUGUUGGGGCGUCUUUAAAGAACGAUGACCAUUUGGGUAGUCCCUCUGCAAGUGACGCAUAUUCAGAUGACCUCAAGUUGGACAAUGAGGGUAACUCGAAAGUGGUCUGCAAUUCCAAUGCGGAGCGAAAAGCACAUGGGCUCAAAGGGGUAGACAAUCUUGCUAACCGUAGGGGCGACAACUGUGGCUUUACCAACGGGCAGACUGACUGUCCUGGAAAUGCCCGUACGAAUGUACUCCAGCGGGGGGCACGCCAAAGGACAACGGAAAUUAUCGCAAACGAUCGGGUAAGCCCCUUGAGGAGGGAAAAAACGAACGACACGGAUAAGUGGAUAACAGAGCAGAAUACACUUCCUGGUAAUUCAGAGCACGAUAGCUAUCGAACAAGUGGUAUAACAAGCGGAGGAGAAAAGAAAAAAAAAAAAAAUUAUUGUGCAAGGCAAAAUAAACUUAACAACAUUUACUUAAACACGAAGAAGGCAUGCGAUGAGAUUGUGCAGCUGUCCAGCAUUUUAGCCAACCAAGAGCUGAACAAAACUUUACUAAGGAAGAGAAGGAAGAAAUACAACGCGCAGCAUGGAAAUAUGAGUAGUAAAGGAAAAGAAAGCGGUCCUGACAAUGCCCACAUGUGUGAUGCGUUGGUGAAAAAUAAAAAUGAUAAGCACCCUUCCAGCGAUGCCCCUCCAACAAUGUACGAAAAAGAAACGCACUUGUUCGAUAAAGUUAACUACGAUGAUAUACAAUCAAACAAGUCCAGCGAUAAAAUAAUUUUAACCCCCAUAUCGGAGUUCAUCUUUGAUAAGUACAAAAAAUACUUUAACAUGGGGAAGCCGGACGAUAUAACUGUCGUCCUUUCCGUCGUGAAGGAGAACAAAUACAUUUAA
Molecule: messenger RNA, 3795 nt
Organism: Plasmodium coatneyi
Lineage: Eukaryota; Apicomplexa; Aconoidasida; Haemosporida; Plasmodiidae
Exons: 2
Coding region: 1-3795 (1264 amino acids)
Source: RefSeq, a predicted model, not a curated record